Messenger RNA from Fopius arisanus, 1508 nucleotides. Its product is annotated as protein MEMO1. Bases 254 to 1144 code for a protein of 296 amino acids. Lineage: Eukaryota; Metazoa; Arthropoda; Insecta; Hymenoptera; Braconidae. The record is from RefSeq and is a predicted model, not a curated record. The transcript has 8 exons.
AGUCAAUCCUCUUUUGUGUCAUCAUUCAGCAAAAACCACUCAACAGUCGCCCAAUUGCGAGAAAAAAAAACAUUUCGCAAAUAACCAGUAACCCAGUGUCUGAAGAGAAAAUCCUCCUUGUCCUCUUCCCCUGUAUUUUUUCUCCCCCGGGUGGUGUGAGAUUUUUUUUGAGCUGACAUAGACACGAGAUAUUUACACCUGAUACUACCUCUCCAAGGGUCAUUGUUCCUCAUCUCCAGACGAAACAAAAAUAAUGGUAUCUACUAGAAGAGCCACGCAUGCCGGCACUUGGUACACUGAUUCUGGAUAUGAAUUGAAUAAGCAACUUGAAGACUGGCUCAAUGCUGCUGAUUUGUCUCAUGGACCUGCCAGGGCGAUUAUUGCCCCACACGCUGGGUACAGCUACUGCGGGGGAUGUGCAGGAUUCGCCUAUCGACAGAUUAGUCCAAUCGUUGUACGUAGAAUAUUUAUUCUGGGGCCAUCUCAUCAUGUACGGUUACGAGGAUGUGCUCUGUCAUCAGCGACAACGUAUCAAACGCCCUUGUACGAUCUCACGAUUGAUCAGGAAGUGUGUCGAGAGCUCAAGGAAACAGGACAGUUCGAAUGGAUGAACAUGAAUACAGAUGAGGACGAGCACAGCAUCGAGAUGCAACUGCCAUUUAUCGCGAAAGUCAUGGAGAACUUCAAGACCGCGUUCACCAUAAUUCCAAUUCUCGUUGGAUCGUUAUCGUGGGAGAAAGAAGCGAUUUAUGGACGUUUGUUAGCUCCUUAUAUAGCGGAUCCCCAAAAUCUCUUCAUAAUCUCCUCGGAUUUUUGUCACUGGGGGCAGAGAUUUCGGUACACGUACUACGACCGCUCCAACGGUCCCAUCUACAGGUCCAUCCAAGCUCUCGAUAAAAUGGGAAUGGAUAUUAUAGAGACGUUGAAUCCCUCCUCUUUUACUGAAUAUUUAAAAAAAUAUGGGAAUACAAUCUGUGGACGUCAUCCCAUUGGCGUUUUACUUCAGGCAAUCCAGAGCUUCAAGGAAAACUGCAACGAUCAAAGAAUGAAUCUGAAAUUCCUGAAAUAUGCUCAAAGCAGUCAAUGCGAAAACAUGUACGACAGUUCAGUGAGCUACGCAAGUGCUUCCCUGGUGCUCGAGUGACAGACUAUACCAAAAUGAUCUCCUGAGCCCUAUGCAUUUACAUCGUAAACCAAAAUAAGUUUUGAAUGCACUACGAGAUUAUCUCGAAAGAGGACUAGCAAUAUUAAUCAUAUUAAUGAACACGAGGGAAAUGUGUGAAGUUGCUACCUAUAACUAGAUGGUUUUGCUUUGGACUUCAUUCGCCUUACGUUUAUAAAUGCAAAACAGACUUACUAAGUUUAUUAAUAUCACAUAUAAUGAAUUUAUUCAACAAUGAUUCAUUGAAUAGUGUACGAGUACGUAAACAGAUCUACGUGAUAAGCUUAAUAACGGUGGAAACUUAAAUGUUUUUAUCUAUUUUUCCAGUAAAAUUGAAAAAUUGAAA